UAUACACAAAUAAAUACAUAGCUAUCAGUCUAGACAUGUAUAUCUACCGGACAGAGACAUAUAUGCAAUUAUUUCUGUGAAUAGCAUGUCCGCAAAUAUGAAUAUUUACAGGGUCGGCCCUCCCACAACUUUAACAAACUGGCUGAAUAUCGUGCGUUUUUGGGGCUUGUUCCAGCUCACAUCCCUCUGGGUAUUCAGAAGCUGCUUCCGUAGAUUCCAUAUAUGGACAAUUUUCCAGCGGACAUGUCGGUUUGGCUGGCGCGGGUACUCUCGUCGUAACUGCAAUUAUCUUGUUUCGCUUAUUUCCCGGCCCUCUCUUGUGUCAUUCUAUUCGUUCGCCAGUUGCAAAAAAUGGCCUCGACAAAAAAAGUGUUCGACUUGGUUAUUAUUGGAGCAGGAAUGAUGGGCUCAGCAGCAGCAUAUCAUUCCUCACAGAUACCUGGUACAUCAGUCUGCCUAGUUGGACCUUCUGAGCCAAAGGUUCGCAAAGAACAUGAAAUAUUUGGAUGCUGGUUUGACGAGGGAAGAAUUUGUUGCCGUGUGCAUGAGAAGCACACUUGGUCAGUUUUAUCAUCAAGGUCAAUUCAGAGAUACAGGGAGAUUGAAAAGCAAACAGGUCUUAACUUUUAUUCAAAUGUUGGCAACAUCCAGUGUUUAGAGAAAAAGGAGGAGUUCGAGAGUCUACUUCAAAUGAACCAACAAAUGACAGCUAGUGCUGAAGACGUUUCAAAGAAAUGGAAUGAUAUUUAUCCAUUUUUUAAUUUCCCAGAUGACAUAUACAUCUUGCAGGAGAAAGUAAAUGCUGGUCACAUUAGCCCACGGGAGCAAGUAAGGGCCCAUCAGACUGCUGCUCUUCAACAUGGUACAGAGAUUGUCCGCAAAAUUGUAUCCACUGUAACACCUGCUGAUAAUCCAGACUAUAAGUAUGCUGGACACCGAAUCCUUUUCUGAUAUCUCUCUCUCACUCUUUCAUUUUCUUUUUUUUUCUAUUCUUUCCCUCUCCACUUCUCCCUCUU
Messenger RNA from Penaeus vannamei (Pacific white shrimp), 1016 nucleotides. The record is from RefSeq and is a predicted model, not a curated record. NCBI's taxonomy places the organism in Eukaryota, Metazoa, Arthropoda, Malacostraca, Decapoda, Penaeidae.